AUGCUGUUGUUACAACUGGUGUUGUUCACGGUUCUUGUUCCAGAUGUUGACAGUGACAAUGACUCCCCGGAGCCGAUCUCUUUUCGAACCAUCCUGACAACAUCUUUUUACAACCGUUCCUGGACAGAGAAUCAGGGCUCAAUUUGGCUGGAUGAGCUGCAGACUCAUGGCUGGGACAGCAAGACUGGAGCUUUCAUUUUCCUGCGGCCUUGGUCCAAGGGCAAUUUCAGCACUGAGGAGCUGGUGGAAUGUGGAAAGUCAUUUCACACAUUCUCCGUCAGAUUUCCUCUGGUGUUUCAGGACCAUGUCAGUCAAUGGGAGCUCGAAUAUCUCUUCCAGGUACAGAUGGCUAAAGGCUGUGAACUGUACAACAGGGAACCAUCAGUAGGCUUCAUGAAUAUUGCAUAUCAAGAAUCAGAUCUUGUGAGCUUCCAGAACAUGUCAUGGUGGCCAUCUCCAAAGGGAGGAAGGAGGGCUCAGCAGGUCUGCACACUAUUCAGUCAGUACCAUGUGGUCAACUUAAGGAUACAAGUAAAUAUUAAUAACAUCUGCCCUCGUUUCCUCUUGGGUCUUCUUGACGCAGGGAAGGCAGAUCUGCAGCGACAAGUGAGGCCAGAGGCCUGGCUGUCCCGUGGCCCCAGCCCUGGUCCCGGUUGUCUGCUGCUGGUGUGCCACGUCUCCGGCUUCUACCCAAAGCCAGUGUGGGUGAUGUGGAUGCGGGGUGAGCAGAAGCAACAGGGUGCCCAGCAAGGUGACAUCCUGCCCCAUGCAGACGGGACAUGAUAUCUUCAGACGUUCUUGGAUGUGGAAGCCAAGGAGACAGCUGGCCUGUCUUGCCAAGUGAGACACAGCAGUCUAGGAGGCCAGGACAUGGUCCUCUACUGGAAGCAGCACCGCCCCAUGGGAUUGGUCUUCCUGGUAGUGAUGGUGCCCCUGGUGCUUCUAGCAGGUCUUGCAUUGUGGCUCUGGAAGCGCUGGUAA
Suricata suricatta (meerkat) is the source of this 981-nucleotide messenger RNA. Its product is annotated as T-cell surface glycoprotein CD1a-like. Gene Ontology annotation, biological process: positive regulation of T cell mediated cytotoxicity; immune response; antigen processing and presentation, exogenous lipid antigen via MHC class Ib. Lineage: Eukaryota; Metazoa; Chordata; Mammalia; Carnivora; Herpestidae. The transcript is spliced from 5 exons. Gene Ontology annotation, cellular component: external side of plasma membrane. The record is from RefSeq and is a predicted model, not a curated record. Gene Ontology annotation, molecular function: lipopeptide binding; exogenous lipid antigen binding; endogenous lipid antigen binding.